Molecule: messenger RNA, 12343 nt
Organism: Scylla paramamosain (green mud crab)
Lineage: Eukaryota; Metazoa; Arthropoda; Malacostraca; Decapoda; Portunidae
Exons: 7
Coding region: 10555-10989 (144 amino acids)
Source: RefSeq, a predicted model, not a curated record
UUUUUUUUUUUUUUUUUUUUUUUUUUUUUUUUUUUUACGGACAUGAAUAAUUAGAGAAGCAGUGUUCAUACACUACCACUACAGUCCCUUGCAUUAUCCACUCAACUGCUAUAGUACCAUGCCUGGGUCACCCUCUUCCCUAGGGAGGCGGCAGGCGGGUAGUGUGGACUGCUGGCGCCUCCACACACCAGCUGGCCGACCCCCGCGACCACUUCCUCACCAUCUGCCCUCCCUCCCUCCCCCCACCCUCCCUCAUUACGAUACUGUAUUGACUUCCGUGUAUCAUUCUACACUGUAAUUUUUCAUUUUGUACUGUACCACAACCAUGUGGCCCCGAGCCUGGGCUGGCCCUGAGCCACGCUGGUGUGUAGGUCAUGGUAGCGUCGUGGGACUCCUCCCCUUGUGUAUCCCGGCACUCAGACAUUUUCAGCUCAGAGACGCGCCUCAUGGCAACACCUUCCUCUUGAUGUAUGGAAAUUCACAGUACAUACAAAUGUCAAAGUUUAUCUUUUUUUUUUUUUUUUUUUUUUUGGCCUUUCCCCGCCUGGUACUGUUGUGUAGAGGGCACGGUUUGCUUUAGUACGGGUAUACCAUUGGGAGUCGUCUGUGAGCUGAAUUGCUUGGUUGACCUGCUGUCCUCUGGGGUAUGUUGACUAGCCUGGUAACUUAUCUCUAGCCUAAACCAACACCAGUAGUAGUGCUGCGACUUGAGACAGUAACCUUUUCAUCACCUCUCCUGUUGAAUGUGCUGCUGCUGCUGCUGCCACCACCUCCCUCGACUUCCAUCAUGAUACACACACAGCAUAGAGCCUUAUCUCAACUCCAUCGUUGCUAGCCAAGCACUAUCUAUCCAACUUAGAAACUUCACUUUUUUACAUAUUAUUUGUAGCAUUGUCUCAUUACUUCUGUUUUGUACUUAAUGGAGUGUUUUAAAAGACAUCAGUUUCGAGUCUAGUCAUACCAGAUGUGAUGCUUACAGUCCUUUGUUUAUAUCUUUGUUUUUUUACAUACUCGCCUAGUACUACUUGAUUAGUCUUGUCCUAGAUGACUUACUGGAUGUCACGUAGAAUUAACUGUUUGUUUGACCCGCCCGCCGGCACCCCAGUCAGCCUCACCAGCCUGUAGUCCUGUAGAGGAUUUUGUUUUUCAAAGGCUUGUUUUGCUUCCAAUCCCGCCGGGAAACAGUCCGCCGGUCUCGGCGACACCACACGUCUCUGGACUGUUCGGUGUCGCCGCCACCAGCCGGGCCGCUCUGGCUUGUCUUCACGCCCGCCCUCGACUCCCCUCAACCGGAAGCAGUCAUGCUGGUCCCUCGCGGCCCCCCCGGCCCCGGCGGCCCCGGCGGCCCCGUCGGCACUUGUCCCCGCCCGCGGAUGGCGGUCAGAAGCGAAGAUCACUCUGUUCUACGUAGUUUCCAAAUGCAUUAAUCUUUUCAUUUACUACUUCAGCCAGCUUCUGGGGAUUUCCCAAUUCAUGAUAAAGUACAUUUUUCUACUUUUAUAAAAGUAUGUAAAUUGAGAGUUUUAGAAGACUUAACAUAUGCCCUUAAUAUACAUUUAAGUCCCUCAUAUUCACUGAUUAGCGCCGUGGUAGGCCUUGGACGGGCGGUGGGCGCGGGGCAGCUUGGUGGCCGCGGCGGCGGGCGGGCGCGAUGACAUGUUUCAUAGAUAGUGCACUGGUUACCAAUGAUAGGCGGGGCCCUCAACCCCACGGCCCCGCCACCCACACUACUCUACUCGCGGACCAAAAGAAAAAUCAGGAAGCAAUAAAGUGUUCUUAUUUUCAUGAACAGAAUCAAUAAAGGCAUAUUGAGGGAACUUGACAGUAUUUUUUUUCUUUACUUUAUCAAACCCCCAUUUUUUUUUUUAAGUGCAUACACUGCCACUACAGCAGACGAACGCGUUUACACACACACACACACACACACACACACAUGCACGUGCACGUGCACUACGUAAAUACCUAACACCAAUACCAGGGUAGCCAAAGCCUCAGAGGACAACAGGUGCAGACGAAAGGUACGAAAAGGAAAAGAAAUAAAAAGUCGCACAUUAAUUUUGCUCUCCCUUCCCCUGGCCAUCACGCGCCCCGUGUGUGGCAGGGGCGUGAACUCACCAGUUGGGUGCACUUUAUCCCACAUUGCUAGGAGAGUGACCUACACACCAGUGAGAGGGCCGACUCGAGCACACGGCGGCAGCAGCAGCAGCAGCAAGUGUAGGUGUGGUGGUGGUGGUGGUGGUGGAUGCGAUGAUGGAUUGGGCCACAGUUUUGAUAAGUUUUUGGUAAUGGAAACUACCUUGUAGGGUGGACAUCACAGCAUGACUAAUAGAUCUUGGUGUUUCUAGAGAGACAAAUGACUAGUGUUAACGGGAGUGUCGCGGUGGGUGUGUCCGGGUGGAGACAAAAGGGACGCGCCCCAGCGAUGAUAGGUAGUGGCGUCGGUGUUUAGAGGCGCGCAGGACUUAAUGUCAGUUAAGUAAGGGCAUGUUGGUCACAGUAGUUUAUAAGGCGAAGAGGAUUGAUGCAUUUGCAGUUAAGUUAUUGAAAGCGGCAGCUGUUGUCAGAACAACACUCCCUCCCAUCCCAUCCCAUCUCCCUCAUAUCGGUAGCUACAGGCUAGCUAGGUAGAGAUCAGGAAGAAAAAAAAAGAGGACGUGGUAGUUCAUAGGCUGUAGGUAAGCCGCCAGAAAUAAUAAUAAUAUAUGUGUGUGUGUGUGUGAUGUCUAGUUUUUUGACAUGUAAAAUGCUGUUUGCUGGACAUAAUUCUUGGUAUGUUUUAUUUUUUUGCUCUCUAUGAAUUAGGCUGAAUUUGUGCCAUAGACAGCGUUAGAAACUUGAGGGCCGGCGGUGCAGCCUCCAAGAAGGACCAAAUAUACUAGUUAAUUCGGUAUACAAGAAGUCCCCGGAUUGCGUUCACGUUUAUAUGACAGUUCCACGUUAAUUGUUUUUUCCACUCACCCGCAAAUUGUACCAACUAUCCUCUGCUACAUGACGUUUAACCCUACCGUAGAAUUUUUUAGGUACUUAACUAGAGAUAUUUUUCUCGAACGCAAGAGGUAGAGAACGAGAGAGAACAGAAAACGCAACUCGGGGACUUAGUUUACAGACUUAGAUGAAGGGUGAGUGUCGGUACGUCGUCGUGUUAGCAUUGUAGGAGUCGAGCGGUUCUAAGGCAUCAGUUGAUCACCGCCGCGGUCAGACAAACUAAACAUUAUAAGAAAUCAGCUGAUCUCUCCCUCCUGAGUCUUCCUAAAUAGCGGGGUUAAUCCUACUACGGUGUUUAUAUACGGUACUGAAACCCUCUGUAAGCCUCUUCCUCCUCUUGAGUCAGCCUCAUCCUCCGACUUAUCUCUCCGUACAACUUUCUGCUUUCCGCCACAAUUGGCCUCCACACACAACCUCAGACGCGGUUCAGUUUCAGUCGUCGCCCUCAAGAAGUCACAACACAUUAUAAGUGCCAAAAGUGACCAGUUGAUUUAUCUAUCUGUCUAUUCGUCUUAUCAGCCAGUCUGUCUGUCUAUGCUGUCAUCGCACGUCAGUGCAAGUUUUUUCGAAGUAUGUACGGAAUUAUUUUUGACGCUCGGCGCGAUAUUAAGAAUGGCUGCUUAUCUUUAUCAUUGUCGGUCAAGAUGGAAUUUGCAUCUACUUACUAAUACUAACUGGUCAUUUCGAUCUUUUGUUUUUUACUCCAUGUUUGUUGGAUGGAGGCGAGUCACUUCUUUAUGUGCGUGCGUGUGUGUGUGCUUUUGUUUUUUCAUCUCCCUCUCAUUCGCAUUGUCAGAAUUGCAUGCAUGGCGGUUCUUAUUAUACACAAUAUACAUCUAUCUGGCAGGCUUUAUUUCGGUCACUUGAUAUAUCCGCGUGCCUGCGUCGCGUCGUAGCGUUAUUAUUGCGUCAACACACACACAAAGGACGCGCGGGGAGGCAGCAGCAGACAGGAGGAGCAGCAGCCGGUGGACGCUGUCUCUCUUAUCUUUAGAAAUGACGAAAUCCUUGAUCGCUGUACCGCUAUGAAUCAUUUGCUGGCGAUUCAGAAACAAUGGACCAGAUUAUUAAACAGGUUUUCUUUCCACUCCAAAGCCUUAAAGAAAUUCACUCGUAUGAGAAAUUGUAUCAAGAGGUACUCAUAUUGUUGAUUUAUAUGAAGAGGUCCUUCACGAAAUGGGGCGUUUAAUAGUCCGGGCCUUUACUUCUUUCUCUUUUUCCUCUUCCUCCUUCCUCUGUCCCUCUUCCUCCAGCAAUAUAAGGGUAUGUUAUUUUAAAAAGGAAGGAUAUAUUUUUGUUUUAAUAUAUUUUUGCAUCAGGAAAAGCGUUGUUCCCUUCUCUUCCCUUCCAUUUCCUCUAGCUUUCCCUUCCUCCCUGCGCACUCCACACUCCACACCAAGUCCGGCAAUCAAGGUUUUCCCGCCUCAGUUCUCGGCUGCAGAGAGACAAUGUUCGUACAAAUAAUGUCCUUUACCUUAAGUGACGCCAAUAACGCCACCACACCACAACAAAAUAUAUAUAAAAUACUAAAAAAAAAAAAUAAGUAAAGGUUAAUGCUGCGGAAAUAGAAAUGAAGAUAAGGGAAAAAAAAGUUAAAAAAAGAAUCCAGUACUUCAUUCAGAUAGGUUGAUGACUGUUGAAUUAGCUUGUAUACAGGAUUUCCAUGCCGUGAAGCAAUAAGUGUCUAAACCCUCUAUUUUUGUACAUAAGACUGUGAACAUUAAUGAUAUAUAUCUAUAUAUAAAAAGUCAGUAAUAAAGGUGACAUAUUUUCCAAUGCCCACAGUGUAUCUAUUAUUUAUAUAUAUAUAGGAGCAUCUUUAUUCUUAUUAUCUCUGUCUCUCCACGUGUAUGGCGGAGAGACGCAUACUUGGCGGUAAUUCUAUUUCUUAUUCUCCCUUUUUUCAAAGAGGAAAACACUUAUAUAUUGGUAAUUAGCUGCAGAAGGAGUAUAUAAAUUCUCAAGGUAAUAUGUUUUGCUUUACAAUGUAACUUUUGGUUUCUAGACACCUUUCCCCCUCCCACCCCCCUUCGCUUUUGUGUUCUGGCAUUGGACCCUUCUCCUGUGGUUUGCUAUUUUUAAUUAUUAUUAUUAUUAUUAUUAUUAUUAUUAUUAUUAUUAUUAUUAUUAUUAUUAUUAUUAUUAUUAUUAUUCUCAUUAUCAUCGUGUGCCCAAGUUGCCCUGAAGCUUUGGGUGACGUGUUUUCUUGUAUGUACUUCACUGUGUUGUAGACUAGUGGUAUCUAUAUUGUAUACCGAUCAAGGCUGUAGUGAGGUAGAGAGUGGGAGGACUUGGUGCACGUGACGUCAGCCCUCCCUGCCGCCGCUGCCCCGGGUUACCACUGCUACACGGCAGGGGCUGACCAGGGAGGCGCGGUGACGUCACAUGCGGCGGCCGAGAAAACCUUAUCCUACGGCCCGCCCCUAGUGACGUCCCCUUGGCGUCACAUGCCUCGAGUGACGUCAGCACAGCGUCACACUGCUCCCCUUGCAGCCAGGCCGGCCAUGCAUGUCAAAACUUCCCUCAGUCGUGAACUAGGGGGGUCCAUUAUCUUUUUCUCGCUGUGGUAAUGUAUUGAAUGUGCUAGAGUGUCUCUUACCAUUUAUUUAUUUUAUUAUUUUUGGGAUUUAUUUGUAAUACCUUAAUGAAGUAGAACUUUCACAUGGUAACAACAAUGACAUUUUGUUUGGUGUCAGCCGGGCAGCGUCUUGGCCGGUCCGGGGGCGCCGCCCGGCGCUGCCGCCGCCGGCCAGACGCCGCCGCGGCGGGACAAGACCACAGUUGUGUCGUCGGUGGAAGAUCUGCUUGAGAAACACAAAUGAACAUGAGAAACACUGGACUGACUUGUGUUACGCCGGGAAGAUAAACACAACCCUUACACCGACACACACACACACACCGAUAUAAACACAAGGCUGUAGGGCUGAUCUGUCAGCGGGUCAACCCUACGAGGGAGAACCUCUGCCCUGCCGCUGUCGGUCUCGCCGCCACCACCACCGCUGUCACUAACACCACCAGCCCCCUUGGAGCGGUUGCUUGCUUCAUCCCAGUAGCCUAAGCGGAACCAGUAGAGAAAACCCCGAUCCCUCCAUGGCCCUGUGUGCCCAAUCUUCCAACGGCGCCGCGCUGCCUUGCUCGGCGCAGGGGCGUAUUUGAGGUGGUGGUGGCGGCGGUUACGACAGUGGAGGAGUGUGUGAGAGACAACUUAGAGUGGUACUGUAGGUACAGCUGUACUGUAGUCGUGUCUGAGCUGUAGGUUUGGUAUUGUAGCCGACCUAGCAUCAUCAUAGUGCUCGCCCGACGCCUCUGUACAGGACCUUAGCCAGCCCGCCGCUCGCUGCGCCCCACCGUGCCCCGCCAGGUGGCAGCCGCCGUGGCACCGCCUGCAGGCCUCUAGUUACCAGUAGUGACGACAGUACUUAGUCGACUAAAUUAUUCACAGCAUCAGGCUGCAUAGGAGGCGCUGCGGCUGCCGCGGCGGGCCUGCUUGGUCAACCUUAAGUGUCCAAACACAAUAUUUAUUAUUUUUUUCAAAAUUGAAUUGCCUUGAGUUGCAGGCGGGGCGACAGCGUGUCGGCGGCUGGACCUGAGCAUUGCACAGUGUAGUUUGUACAUCUAGUAAUAAAAUGUCUAUGGUAGAGAGUAACUGCUUGUCUUUUUACAUUUUAUCUAUUUUUUAGCCUGUGUAGCUCUCCUGGCUUUGGGAUCUGGCUAACGGUGUACCUCUACAAACGCCGAACAGUUGACUACCUUCAUCCAAUUAACGAGAGGUUCAACUAAUAUCCCGGAUGACAGUGCAAGUAAGAGUAACAGUGGAUGAUAGCAACCUAAUCAGUAAUAACGAAGUAUAACGCCUUAGUAACGUAGAUCUCAGGUCGCAAUCUAACACCUAACGUAGUCGACCUUCCACUGUUGACUGAGCCCCUUGGUGACGUUCUCCCCUCCCCCGGUAGUGUUGGUCCCCCCCCUCCCUCCCUCGACUCACCAGUACCGUCUGCAUGUCUCCGCCACGUGUGGGAGCCUCCUGACUCCUGCGACCUCUUAACGCUUGCAGUAGUGUGAAGAGUACCCGAAGGUGCCUCGGCAGGUGGAUACAACACUGUAGCCACACACUAGGUUACUGCAGCUACACAUUAAGGUUCUCUUCCCUAAGCCAUGCCUUCACUCCUCAGAGCUCUAAUGUUGGUAUCUAUGGCAUUUUAACAGUACAAAUUAUAACAGUGUAGACUGUAAUGUACAAAAGUAAUCUAGUAAAUAUAAGUAGAAUUUAUAUGUAGUUUGAUCACGGCGUGGUGAAAUGGAAGUAUUCUACAGUUACUCAACAUUUAGCUGUACGUUACACUAGUUAACCAGAGACUAAGUAACAACACCUCAAAUUAACAUCUUGCGGUCACCUCGUGACCCUGUUCAUGGCACCGCGCCAGGUGGUACCAGGCACACCUCAAGCGCCAGGCGGCGGUCAGUGCCGGGCUAAUAUCACUGCGUUAAGACCACCUCGGGGCAUCCUGUGCCCGCUGGCCCGUUCCGCGGCCACUUGCGAGGCUGUUUAUACUGCAAAAGUUGGUACCGCGUCGAGCUCCCCUCCAUAACGUUAAGUGCACCAAGACGAAGAAGUCUGCACCUUGGUACAGAAAUUGUGUGACUUCUCUCGGAUAAAUUUAACCGAUGAACACACACACACACACACACACACACACACACACACACACACACACACACACACACACACACACACACACACACACGUGUGGAGGUGUGUGCGAGAGAAGCUGGCCCGCGGGGCAUGACAGGGAUCCAGUGGUCUGUGAGAGGCAGCCCGAGCUUACUCAGACCCCAACACCCAGCCCAUGCUACAUUUGCAUUUCAAUUAAGACACUGGAGGAGGAGGAGGAGGCUGCCUUAUUUACAUAAAACAAAGGUAAUGGAAUACACCGUUUUGGGAAGAGUUAUUUUCUUAUCAGAAUGCAAAAAAAAAAAAGCUAUGAAACGUCUCAAGUAUUUAUGCAUACACUCCGUACAAUAACUUAAGAAUACACCAGGCAAGCUAAGUGUUGUGCUGGGGAUUUCAGUCUGGCGUGGAGAAGAAUGAAAAGAAAAAAAAAAAAUAGAACGAGCCAAGCGUGAUCGGCGUGUCUCGGUAGUGGGUAGUCCUGACGUGACCCACCACGGUGCGCUGGGGGUGAGCGUGCCGUGACGGGCGUGUGGGCGUGUGUCGCGUGGACUGUGUUGAUUGACUCUGUAGGGUCCUGUGUCGUCGUACUAGUUUAGUUGACCCUUUAGUCUAGUGUGGCAUAGAGGGCUUGGCUUAGAUGCUUCCCAUGGCCUGUGUGUGCGCCCUGAGUGAUGCCCGGCCCUCAGGCAUCCUCACGUAGUAGAGCUUCCUGUGUUGGGGGUUGAGUUCCGUCACCUGUCUUCUGAAAGCUUUGCCAUUUAUGUGUCUUAAUGUUUUUGGUGUAGUUCCUCCCUCCCCCCUUAUAAACUAGUGUGCUAUUUUUUCAGACGAUAUCCGUGUUUUGAUUAUGAAGACUAUAUUGAUUUAUAUUCGUUCAUGAAAGGCAACUCCCGAGUGCCCGCCCUGUCGUGGGUGUAAUAUUGUUCAGAGACAGAAAAUGGAAAGAAAGAGGGAGAAAGGUAUAGAGAAAAGUAGAAAUAUAACAUUCUCUUCAUGUACUGUACACGAAUUGAAACCGCUAAAUAAAACGAGAAAUAAAAAAAAAUAAAAAAUAACAUAUGUGACUGGCGAUAAGAAGUUACAAGGAGCUGGGACGAGACGAGAAGGUUAACACAGGUAAGGUAACCAACAAACAGCCGCCACCUUCACCACCACCACCACCACCACACACCUGGAACAACAAUCAAUGGUAGAGUGAUAUACAGGUAAGUCCGGCCCAUAGGUAAGUGGUAUUGGUAUGGAAGUAAUGCUAUUAAUUAUUCACCUAUUUGGAACAGGGGGGAAGGGAUAGGAAGCGGGGUGUAUUUGAGUGUGUGAGUGGGUGGUGAGGGAGCCGCCACCCCAGUCCACCUCACUGCCUCUCCCCACCGUGUCUGCUGCCAGAAAAUCCUCCGUCGCUAUGACCAUACUGCUGAUGAACUGAUGAAAAUAAAGGAACAGAUAGUGAUGUGCCCUGCUUUGAUUGUCCUUGGCAUUGUAGCGUUUGUUAUUAGUGUUAGUGUCAUCAUCAUCGUCAUUGUUCAUUUAUUUGUUAUUAUUACUACUACUGCUGUUAUACUACUAUUACUUCUACCAUUACAACAACAACGGCUACUCCUAUAACAACAAAACUACAAAUACUAUUACUACGACUACUACUACUACUACUACUACUGUCAUCAUUAUUAUCACCACCAUCAUUUUAUCAAUAGUUUACUGGUAUAUGACAUAACCUACAUGGCCGUGAGCAUGUACCUAUCAGCGCUGCUCUGCUCUUCAUUUGUGAGUUAAUGGGUUUGGACGGCCAGGACAAGAGGGGCUGGUGGCUGGCCGCGGGGAGCCGCCAACACACACACAGCGGUGAGUAUUUUUUCCCGCAAACACUUCCCAAAUCCCUGUCCCAUUUUCUCCUUCCAUCAUGCGUCGCCACACACAUUCGGCCCUCGAGAUAAAAGGCAGUUCAGAGAGAGAGAGAGAGAGAGAGCAAACGGGCGAGGGACAGGCCUGCCAAUUUGACAAUGUCCACCAGCAAUAUUUGUCAUGUAUAUCGUCGGUCAACAUUGUCAACCACCCAGUCCUCUGAAGCGACCCGCCUUCCAUCCCGUCCAUGCUACCAGGCCUACCACCCACCCUGCCAGUCUGCUUCCCUCCCGCCGCUCUCCUACUGCCCGAGGCAAUACAUUUAAUCGGUAUUUAGCGAGGUGCAGCCGGCGGCCCGUCAACACAGCGGCCAUUACCAUUACCAUGCAGGGGGUAGGAGGUCGUGACGCGCGCGGAGGAGAGGGGACGGCCUUUGCUGAGGGACAAGGAAGGAGAGGGUAUAUCGCGGCUCGUGUUUGAGUGGGUUCUUGCUGUCAGGGUGAAUAUUGGUGUUCUAGCUAGGCAGGAGUUAUAUUUCCUCAUGUUUCUGCCCAAUAAUAGUUUUUAUAUUGUAUCCAAGUUUAAAGUUUCAGGAAGGAUAAGGAAAAUACGAGGUGAAUGGAUAGCGCAACCUUCGUUUCUGCUCGCACUGGUCAGGUGAUUGUUCAUCCGAAUGCGUUGUCCUGACUUAAGAACAAAUUUUCAAUUUAACUCAUUUGCAUCUACAAAUUACUUAUGCAAAAGAUUCUCCCUUAUUCGGUGUAUUUUUUUGCAGUAAUCUUGAAUAGCUUUUGGAUAUUUCUGGAACGGAUAAAUGGAGACUUGGAAAUAAUCCGCAAGAGAAAAUGGGAUUCAAAGGCGGUGGCAGUGUUAUGUUGAGUCUGUGUGUGGGUGUGCGUGGCGGUGUGGUGAUUAAUUGUGGUUUUCUGGAUUACCGAAGGGAGCUUGACCAUCACAGCGGCGUCAGCAACAAACAAAUCCUCCUCCUCCUCCUCCUCCUCCUCCUCCUCCUCGCGCUGUUUGAGGAUGAGGGAUCGAUGACUAUUGCCCCGUGAUGAAUGGCGCGGUGGAUGGCAGCGCGGCAGAUGGACCCACUCACACACAGGACAGACUCACAAGUGGCUUCCUCCAGCAUCGUAACUCCUUCAUCAUCUGCCAGAGUUGCUCCACCACCACCACCACCACCACCACAUGCUGCCAGGGUCCCCACAGCCACCAUCUCUGCCACCACGACCACCACAAAGUCACCACAGCCAGUAUCGCUUCACCACCACCAUCACACCACCCUCAUCGGUACCACCAUCACCAUCACCACCACCAUGAAAAAACUGGUUUAUAUGAGAAUGAACGAAGCUUCCUCAAAGGUUCGAGCUACUGAUGAAAAGGCUGCGAGCGGAGGCAGUAGCAGUAGGGACAGCAAUGGAAGAAGAAUACUGAGGCUGUGUAUUCAAGAGGCUGAUGAGAUGAGAGCAACAGCAACAGUGGCAGAGUGAGGAGUAAAGACAGCAGAGGAUAAGGAUGGAGGUAGGUGGUGGAUGCGUGAAGAAAAUGUGAUACCAAAUAGAGCAAUAAUUUCCGAGGUGGUGAUGAAAAGGAAGAAUGGAAUAGAUAAUAACUUUACCUUCUGUGGAUAUCACUCUAGUAUUUGCAUUCAGUACCUCACAUUGUUUUGAUUGUUUUGAUAUCUAGUGAGCAGGCAAGGUCAUCAUUAUAACAUUCCUAUCACAGAUCAUCUUGUAGUUUGGAGGUAUUUCUCAUUGUUUGUGAGUCCUGAAGUGUAUCGGAAUGCAGGGAGGUUUCUUUAAGAUGUGGAUGAAAGACAUGUUGUAACAAGAACAGUGGGGGAAAGGAAUGAGGAAGAGAGAGAAUCCUGGAAUGACACAAAUGAGUGUUUGCUGUCUUGGAGCAAUUAUAAAUGUAGAUGGAUUUAUGUUGAGAGAAUUGGUGAUUGGAAAUAUUUUGUUUAGGAAGAAGAAUAUUUAUAAGUAUACUUGGAUGAAACAAAGGGAAUGGUGUGAAAACUUUGUUGAUAGUAAUGACUGAUUAAGUGAUUUGUCUAGAAAUGUAAUAGAAAGACUGUUGGAUGCGAGAGUUGAAAGAUGAGGGAAGAGCAGAGGAGGUAAUAGGAGGGUGUAAGCAGACUUCUCAGGAUCAGUAAUCAGGAUAAACAAUAAAGAACGGGUUCAAUCUUGAAAAAUUCAUGUUCAAGAAAGAGAGAGGAAAGAAUUGAUUCUUAAAUAGAGUGGUAAAUGAAUGGAACGGAUUCAGUAAUCAGGUUGUUAAUGUUGAGUCAUUAGGUAACUUUUAAAAGAUUAGACAAAUUUAUGAUAGGGAUGAUAAGUGGAAAUAGAUUGGUAUGUUUCAUAUUAGGGCCCACAGAGAAGCGACGUGUAGGCCUUGUGGCUUCUUGCAGCUUAUCUUAUUUUCUUAUGUUUAUUAUGUUUCUUAUGAAGCAAGAUGGAUUGGUUAUGGCAGGGAAGUGUUGAAAGUGGAUGAGGCUGGUAGAAAAUGGCAAGUUAUAAAGUAAGAGUAGUUAUUGAGUAAUUUUAAAGUUGGUACAAGCAAUGUUACUUUGCACCACGUGUUGUAGCACAGUCGGCUCACACUGGAGAAACCCAGGUUUUGAAUCCUGAACCAGGUCUUUCAUGUCAUAGAAAAAAGACUUAGAAUAUUACUCUCUUGUAUGUAUAUUCUGUGUGGUAGUAUAUAUGUUUACCUCCCCGUGAGGCGGGGUUUACCCAAAGUAAUAAACCAACGUGUAAUAAAAUGCAGAAGAGAUAGAAAAAUAUAAUUUCUCACGUAUCCACUUUAUUUGAUAAAAUAUUUUAAUGCUUGAAUCAGAGAAAG